Solanum pennellii is the source of this 566-nucleotide messenger RNA. RefSeq lists its product as uncharacterized. The record is from RefSeq and is a predicted model, not a curated record. The transcript has a single exon. Bases 93 to 305 code for a protein of 70 amino acids. Lineage: Eukaryota; Viridiplantae; Streptophyta; Magnoliopsida; Solanales; Solanaceae.
UACCUUAUGAAUGUCCCAACUAAACACACAAAAAACACAAAUUUUGUGCCCAAAAUUACAAGUGUUUUUUUAUAUUUCUGUUAUUAUCAGAAAUGGAGCAGAAACAAGGCAAAAUCAUCAAUAAUAAUAACAAUUUGGAAGAUGGAGUUGUUAUAAUUCAUAGUCAAGUUCGAAAAAUAAGACAAGAAAUGGAGAAAAUUAAGUAUCCAGCUCUGCAACAACCGGAGUUCACCGGAAAACAGCAGCAGCAACGAUCCAGAUCGCCGCUUGGAUUAGCUCAUAGGCCUAUUUCGGUUGGAAGUUAAUUUUACUUUUAAUUUCCGCUAAAUCGAAGGUCGUGAUGAAAUGAUUACGAUUCAUCCACCUUUAAUCAGAAAUCUCGAAUCUCGAGAAGUCAAUAGUUUUUUUCUUCUGCUAUAGAUUUGUAUAUAUACAGAGAUGCAGAUCCCCUGUUUCUCUGUUUUCAGAUUUUGCAGUAAUAGAUUAAUGUUUCGUAAUUUAAUUGGUGUGUUUUGAUGACUCGAUUAAUUUGAAUUUAUAUUGAAAAUUUUGUUUUAAAGUUAAAA